Colletotrichum chrysophilum is the source of this 1452-nucleotide messenger RNA. RefSeq lists its product as uncharacterized. Lineage: Eukaryota; Fungi; Ascomycota; Sordariomycetes; Glomerellales; Glomerellaceae. The record is from RefSeq and is a predicted model, not a curated record. The transcript has a single exon. The coding region runs from base 1 to 1452 and encodes 483 amino acids.
AUGUCUCUACUAAGUAAACUCGCCCCAUUUCUGCUCUCCGUCGUCGUCCUUUGGGCCGUCGCCCUCUCAAUACGACGGGGAGCAACGUUUACCCCAGUCGACGACGAUGACCGCUACUCUGCCUCCGCCAACGUCGAGGACUUGAUACCCGUCUCCGACCACCAGAGCAACUCUGGGAGCGGCUGGUCAAAACAGCAAGAAACCCUGCAGUCCCCCUUGACCCAGGCCGCCUUCCAAGCCCAGUGGCUCGAAAACGACCUCGGCGGCCCGUUCGACGGCUCCCGCAUCUUCGAGCUCUGCAACAAAACGACGUGGCGCGACGACAUCGUCCUCCACAUGCGCCACUCCCGCGGCGGGCUCGGCAACGUCCGCGGCACGAUCCUCGACUUCCUCUACGAAGCCAUGCUCUUCGGCGUCCACAUCGUGAUGCCCUCCUACGUCAAGCGCACCGACGCCAACCUCGACUGGAUGGACGAGAGCAACGGUUACUAUGACUACGACAACCUUUUCGACAAGGAGUGGUUCCUGCGCCAGAUGGGAGAGCACUGCCCGCAGAUGAAGAUCUACCCGACGCCCGAAGACGCACCUGUGAAGGCCACGCUGAAGGGGGAGUUCACCGUUCCCGGGGCACGGUCGGACAAGAGCCCUGACAAGACGGAGGAAGGCGUCAGGGUUAGUCUGGACGCGUGGCUCAAGUCGCAGGAGGACUACGUCGAGAACACGCCGUCGCUGGUGCCCAUCACCGCGGGCUUCCUCGGCUUUGACUUUUACGCGAAGCCAGGGUUGCGCACCGCGCUCGGCAGGCUGGUGCGGGUAACUCCCUCCGUGAGGGAACUCGCGGCGGAGGCGAUGUGGACGAUGCGCGAGCGCUUCGACCUCGCGUCGACGCUCGACCCGCGAGAGCAGAUCCCCCGCGGGGCGUACUGCGGCGUGCACCUCCGGACGGAGGACGACGCGGCACGGAGCGGGUGGCUCAAGGCCGAGGCCGGCUUCGACGGGCAGACGGACUGGCACAUCGCGACGUGCGGAGGGCUCGGCUUGCGUGUGAUCUACGUCGCGACAGGCGAGAAGAAGGACAUUGAGCGGUUCGCCGUCAAGGCCAAGGAGAAGGCUGGGAUCAUCGUCGUCGGCAAGAACGACUUGUUGGAUGAGCCCGCGCUCGCGACCGCGCUGGGGAACAUGUCGUGGGACCAGCAGGGCGCGCUUGACUACGAGGUCCUCGCGCGGUCGAGCUAUUUCAGUGGGCCGAGCAUGAGCAGUUUCAGCUGGAGCCUGGCCAUCAGGAGGCACUUCAACAGCGAGGGCGAUGGCUCGGCCAAGUGGAUGAAUCCGUAUGCGAUCAAUGAGGACGAGCCGCGGGUGACGUAUGACGAUGGGCUCAGCCGGAUCAUUAUCAAGGCGGCGCGUGUGGACGGUUUGGAGGCGAAUGCGCCGAGAGGGAUGUUCCCAUAG